ACCCGGGCCGGGCGGAGCGGGCGCUCGGUGCGGGCGGUCACCGCCGCUCUCGCCAUGCGGGCGCUGCUGCUCCCCGCGCUGCUGCUCCCGGCGCUGGCCGCGGUGCGCGGAGCCGCCACGGCUCUGGGUGAUGUGGACCAGGUCCGGAUGACCUCAGAGGGCUCCGACUGCCGCUGCAAGUGCAUCCUGCGGCCGCUGAGCAAGGACGCCUGCAGCCGCGUCAGGAGCGGCAGCGCGCGCGUGGAGGAUUUCUACACCGUGGAGACCGUGAGCUCGGGGGCCGACUGCAAGUGCUCCUGCACCGCGCCGCCCUCCUCGCUCAACCCCUGCGAGAACGAGUGGAAGAUGGAGAAGCUGAAGAAACAGGCCCCUGAGCUCUUCAAGCUGCAGGCCAUGGUGGACCUGCUGGAGGGAACGCUGUACAGCAUGGACCUGCUGAAGGUGCACUCCUACAUCGGCAAGGUGGUGGCACAGAUGAACACGCUGGAGGAGACCAUCAAGACCAACCUGAGCAGGGAGAAUGACUUCAUGAAGGAGAGCGUCCAGCACCUCACCGACCAGAUGAAACGCUACGAGAACUACUCUGACAUCAUGAUCAGCAUCAAGAAGGAGAUCUCCAACCUGGGCUACCAGCUGCUGCAGAAGGAUGCGGCUGCCAUCCCUGAGAGCAAGGCACAGGACACGACAGGUGGCCGAGAGAAGGAGGCAGGGCGGUACCCCAGCCCCCGCAAGGCUCUGGGGGACAAGGCAGGCCCCCGAGCGCCCAAGGAGAAGCCGCUGAAGCCUGAAAAGCCCAAAAAGGAGAACAGCAAGGCCAGGGCAGGGUCACAGCCCACGGCCAAGCCCAAGCCCCUGGCGCAGCAGCAGACUGUGGUUCGAGGCAUCACCUACUACAAGGUCGGGCAGGUGGGAGCAGCAGAGGGUCCAACCAGCAGCCGUGAGGGCUCUGUGAGAGGGGCAGCUGUGUCAGAGCAGCAAGAGGACAGGGGCCCCCCGCCCCCCUCAGCUGAGGGCACCCCAGCCCAAGCUGUUGCACAGACGGAGACCCCCGUGCCCAGCAGCACAGCUACACCCAGCACCGCCCUGGCCCCCCACAGCACCGCCCUGGGGCAGGGCCCUGACAGCACCGGGGACCCCGAGACACCCAACAGAGUGAAGGAGGCGGAGUGCGAAGGCACCAUCGAGGCAGUGGAGCCCCCCAGGGAGCACCACAGCUACGGGCGCAACGAGGGGGCCUGGAUGAAGGACCCGGCUGCCAAGGAUGACCGCAUCUACGUCACCAACUACUACUAUGGGAACAGCCUGGUGGAGUUCAGGAGCCUCGACAACUUCAAGCAGGGCCGCUGGAGCAACCUCUAUAAGCUGCCCUACAACUGGAUUGGCACCGGGCACGUGGUGUACAGAGGGGCCUUCUACUACAACCGUGCCUUCACCAAGAACAUCAUCAAGUACGACCUGAAGGAGCGGUACGUGGCAGGCUGGGCGCAGCUCCACGACGUGGUGUACGAGGACACGACGCCCUGGAAGUGGAGGGGCCACUCGGACAUCGACUUCGCUGUGGAUGAGAGCGGGCUCUGGGUCAUCUACCCCUCGGUGGACUACGACUACUCGCAGCAGGAGGUGAUCGUCCUCAGCCGCCUGGACCCCGUGGACCUCUCGGUGCGCAAGGAAACCACCUGGAAGACGGGGCUGAAGCGCAACUCCUACGGGAACUGCUUCAUCAUCUGUGGCAUCCUCUACGCUGUGGACACCUACAGCCAGAAGGAAGGGCAGAUCUCCUACGCCUUCGACACGCACACGGACACGGAGGCAGAGCUCCGACUGCCCUUCCUCAACCACUACUCCUUCACCACGCAGGUCGACUACAACCCCAAGGAGAAGGUGCUCUAUGCCUGGGACAACGGCCACCAGAUGACCUACGGGCUCCGCUUCGUGGUCUGAGUGCCCGGGCGGGUCCCACUGCACUCCUGUGCCCACCCUGCGCCGUGCCUGCCCGGGGCACCCUGACGCAGCCUGGCCCUGGCACCCCUGCUCCAGCCAGGGCUGUGGCAAGAGCCCGGCUCCCACCCCAAACCCUUGCCCCUCUGCUAUGGCCAUCACCUGCACCGUGCCCGCAGGGGGAGCACGCAAGAGCAGCCCCCAGCAGACACCCCUGUGACAACGUGGCCCCUGGGGCCGUGGCAGCUCGGCCAGCAUCGCCUUCCUGGGACACGGAGGAGCCCAGCCCUGCAUCCCUGUGCCCCUGCUGGCACCGCCCGCCCUGCAGCAGCGCACCGAGCACAUCCUGCACUGCCCCCAGCCCGGCCCUGAGUGCCACCACUGCCAGCCCUGUGCCCUGUGUGUGCCCCGUGGGGCGGGCGGGCCCCCUCCCUGCCAGGCGCCAGGAACAGGUGCCAGCCGCUAUUUUAGGAAGUGUGGUUAAGAUGCCUCUGCUUUUGCUGAUCAUGAGUUUGUUAUUUAAAUGCAUUCACUGGAGCCGUGCAAGUCCCCUUCGGCAGCAGGUGUGGAGGAGCCUGCCCGGGGUGUCCAGCCUCACAAUAACCUGCACACCUGCCCUCUCCCCUGCCCUCUCCCCUGCCCUCUCCCCUGCCCGCACCCAGCACUGGGCAGGGCAGCCCUCGGGCCUCUCCCUCUCCGUGUGAGGCAGAGCAAGGGGCUGCUUGGCUUGGUUUUGUUCAUUUUAGACAUGAGCAGUACUAAAACAUAACAGAUGUGAGA
Molecule: messenger RNA, 2718 nt
Organism: Passer montanus (Eurasian tree sparrow)
Lineage: Eukaryota; Metazoa; Chordata; Aves; Passeriformes; Passeridae
Gene: OLFML2A
Product: olfactomedin like 2A
Exons: 8
Coding region: 55-1941 (628 amino acids)
Biological process (GO): signal transduction
Source: RefSeq, a predicted model, not a curated record